Molecule: messenger RNA, 291 nt
Organism: Necator americanus (New World hookworm)
Lineage: Eukaryota; Metazoa; Nematoda; Chromadorea; Rhabditida; Ancylostomatidae
Exons: 1
Coding region: 1-291 (96 amino acids)
Biological process (GO): DNA integration; replication fork processing; double-strand break repair via nonhomologous end joining
Cellular component (GO): nucleus; condensed chromosome; site of double-strand break
Molecular function (GO): single-stranded DNA endonuclease activity; double-stranded DNA binding; histone H3K36 methyltransferase activity
Source: RefSeq, a predicted model, not a curated record
AUGUACUUCUACGAGUUCAAGCUGGACAAGUUUGCAGCAGCGAUAGCUCGAAAUAACAACGCUGUUUGUGGUGAGGGAAACACUACCGAAUGCACGGUAUGGCGUCAAUUCCAAAGGUUUUGUGGUGGUGUUAUGAGCCUCAAAGUUAAGGAAGGCCGCGUCCACCCUUCUGAAGUUGACGACCACCUGCUGAAGGCAAUCAUCAAAGAUGAUCAGCUUAGAACAACACGAGAGGUUGCUCAUGGACUAGUCAUUGACUAUUCAACAAUCUCCAUGUGCGACUUUCGAUAA